CAUAAACCACAAAAUAAAUAAUGACAAAUGUAAAAUUUCAACAAUGUUUAUUGUUACAAAACAAAUAGAUAGUGAAAAUAUCAGUAAACUAUGUCGAACUUGUUUAAGAGAAGAUGGAAAAAAAAUGAUUUGUCUAUUUGUUGGUCCAGCUGAGACGUCACUUGCUGCGAAAUUACGAUCUUUGUCUUGUUUAGAGGUGUGGCAGGGAGAUGGAUUGCCGGAAAAAUUAUGCGACCGCUGCGUGACAAGAGCAGAGUCAGCUCUUUUAUUUCGAGAGCAGUGCCGAGCAGCUGACAGAGCAUUGCGACAAGCAGCAGCGCGGGUUUCAGGACUCGCAAAUUAUACUACUGUAUCAGGCUGCAAAUUGUAUCAGCAGAAUCACGGAUUAACUCCUAUAGAAAGCUCUCAAAAAACACUAAAAUGCAGCGACUGUGGUGCUGUGUUUAUGAACUAUCAAGAAUUACAAACUCACAGUCGCUUGCACAAUCCUUUUGCUCCAGACGCGGGUUCUCUUUCGCACAUGCACAUCGUCGAGGAACAAAAUCCGUACUUUAAUUCAGAAAGUUCAUCGGUAAUUGACAAUAAUCAUGAAUCAAUUGUCAAUUUAAGUAGACCAAGUUUAAGUCCAUUGCCAGCAGCAGAAUUAUCAAGAAAAAAUGACAGACCAGCAUGCGCUCUUCAUUGCUCUCUAUGUAACCACACAUUUCCUGACAGAAAUCAACUGAUCAGUCAUAAUUUAUCUCACUGUGCUAAUAAUGAAGACACUUCUUGCGACAGCAUAGAAAUUGGAGAUGAUUCUAAUCCGAUUGCGGAAAAUUUGAGUUUUCAGGCAAUUGAUCUUGCUUAUCCGCGACACAAUCCAUCAAUUGACUUCAAUUAUUCCGAAAAUUUAAACCUUGCGUCUGACCCAACAAGCAACAAUUUAGUGAGCACAAAUUUGGAGAUACAAAAUUCUUCCUCUAAUUUAUCAGAUCACAUUAUUUCAUUUCCGAGAUUUUCUGAUCAACUGAACAAUGAAGAAAAUUUAGCAAGUAAUGGAAAUUUGCCUGUACAAAUUAAUUCUGAACAUGAGCUUGAUAAAAAGCACAAGUGCUUGACAUGCAAUAAAACUUUUGCGCAAAAAUCGAAAUUAAAAACUCACGAAUUGUCUCAUACUGGCGAAAAACCAUUUCGGUGCGUCAAUUGUGACAAAGCUUACACUUCAAAGAGUAAAUUAAACGCUCAUAUGAGAUUACAUACUGGAGCUAACGUUCAUAGGUGUGAUGUUUGUCAAAAAACUUUUUCUUAUCCUUCUUAUUUGGUAGAACAUUUAAAAACUCACAGUAUUAAUAAUAAAAAUAAGAUUAAAAAUAAUGGGAAUAUUGACUUGAAUUCAGAAAAAUUCGAGUGUUCAAUUUGUGGCAAAAAAUUUCGUAUAAAAAAAAAUUUACGGCUACAUUUAAAAUUACACAGUGGAAAAGAUUUAUUUAACUGUGAAAUUUGUGAUAAAGUAUUUAGUCAAAAGUAUAAUCUUAAAGUUCAUAUGAGAAUUCACAAGGGAAUAAAAAUCCACAAGUGCGAGUAUUGUAGCAAGUCUUUCAGUGAAAAGGGUAAUUACAAAGAACACUUGAGAAUACACACUAAAGUUAAGCCAUUUGUGUGUAAAUUAUGUAAUAAAGCUUUUUCACAAUCUAGUCACUUAAAAAAUCAUGAAGCUUCUCAUGACAAUCAACGACCUUAUCAGUGUCGAUUAUGCGGUAAAAGGUUUAAAUUGUCAUCACAUUUAAAAAGACAUGUUAAUUUACAUACGUCAGUUAAAAAUUUCAAAUGUAUGCAGUGUGAUCAAAUGUUUACUCAGGCUUUCAGUCUUAAAAGACAUUUAAAAAAACAUAAUGAUGUUACUUGAUUUUUUUUUAUUGUUAAAAAUUUUUUAACUACAUUUU
This is a messenger RNA of Cotesia glomerata, 1922 nucleotides long. RefSeq names its product zinc finger protein 665-like. Gene Ontology annotation, molecular function: zinc ion binding. The coding region runs from base 44 to 1885 and encodes 613 amino acids. The record is from RefSeq and is a predicted model, not a curated record. Gene Ontology annotation, cellular component: nucleus. Lineage: Eukaryota; Metazoa; Arthropoda; Insecta; Hymenoptera; Braconidae. The transcript has 4 exons.